Messenger RNA from Cinclus cinclus, 2042 nucleotides. It is a transcript of the gene RRP9, whose product is annotated as ribosomal RNA processing 9, U3 small nucleolar RNA binding protein. NCBI's taxonomy places the organism in Eukaryota, Metazoa, Chordata, Aves, Passeriformes, Cinclidae. Gene Ontology annotation, cellular component: small-subunit processome. The record is from RefSeq and is a predicted model, not a curated record. Gene Ontology annotation, molecular function: snoRNA binding; protein binding. The transcript has 15 exons. The coding region runs from base 1 to 1437 and encodes 478 amino acids.
AUGGCGGCGGCAGCGGGCGGCAGGAGGGCCAAGGGCCCGCGUGGGGCGGCGGCGCGGCGGCGGCCGCGGCCGGCGGCACCGGGCGCCGAUGGAAGACCGCGGGCGACGGCCGGUCGGCCCGCCGACGAGGAAGUGUCUAGCGACUCCGAGACAGAGAGCCCGUUCCUGGGGCGGCGGCGGCGAGAGGCAGCGGAGGAAGAGGUGGAGGAGACGCCGCAGGAGAAGAAGCUGCGCUUGGCUAAGCAGUACCUGGAGGAGCUCCGGCAGCUCGAGGAGGAGCGGGCGGAGGAGGAGGAGGAACUCGAGCCGGCGGAUCUCAUCGGCGACCGGCUGAAGGAGGACGUGUUGGAGCAGAGGGGCCGGCUACAGCGCCUGGUCGCCAAAGAUGUACAGCCUCCAAAUCCAGCCAGGAUCCGUGUGCUGCGGGGACACCAGCUGCCUGUUACCUGCCUCGUCAUCUCUCCUGAUGACAGAUUCAUUUUUUCUUCUUCCAAGGACGGCUCCCUCAUCAAAUGGGAUGUGGACAGUGGGAAGAGGCUGUGCGUGGUGCCUGGGGGGAAGAAGGGCACGGAGGAGCGGCACAUGGGGCAUGCAUCCCAAGUCCUUUGCAUGGCCAUUUCAUCGGACGGCAAGUACCUGGCUACGGGAGACAGGAACAAGCUGAUCAUGAUCUGGGAUGCAGCCACCUGCAAACGCCUGCACAUCUUCACAGGGCAUCGCGAUGCCGUUUCAGGCCUGUCCUUCCGAAAGGGCACACACCAGCUGUAUAGCGCUUCCCAUGACCGCUGCGUCAAGGUCUGGGACGUGGCAGAGAACGCAUAUGUGGAGACCCUGUUCGGACACCAGGACGUCAUCACAGGGCUGGACAGCCUGAGCCGGGAGCGCUGUGUGACUGCAGGAGGACGGGAUGGCACCGUGCGGCUCUGGAAGAUCCCUGAGGAAUCACAGCUCGUGUUUUCUGGGCACCAGGGUUCCAUCGACUGUAUCCAGCUCAUCAACGAGGAGCACAUGGUGUCUGGUGCUGAUGAUGGCUCUUUAGCCCUGUGGGGGCUGACGAAGAAGAAGCCACUGGCACUGGCUCGGCAGGCGCACGGUGAGCAGGACACCCAGGGCCUGCAGCAGCCAUACUGGAUCUCUGCAGUGGCUGCCCUGCGCAACAGUGACCUCCUGGCCACAGGCUCCCACAGCGGCAGUGUGAAGCUCUGGAAGUGUGGUGAAGGAUUUCGGAAGCUGGAGUGCCUCUUGGACAUUCCCUUGGUGGGUUUUGUCAACAGCCUCAAGUUCUCAGCAGCUGGUGACUUUCUGGUGGCUGGCGUUGGGCAGGAGCACCGGCUUGGACGGUGGUGGAGAAUCAAAGAAGCCAAAAACAGUAUCUGCAUCAUCCCCCUGAAGCAGAAGACCACAGCCCCUAGCCCUGAAUCCCCUGGUAGCUCCUAACCCCGGUCCAUGGAGCCACUGGAGAAGGUCAUUCUGGUGCUGUAGCUGUGCCCCCCAUCCUUAGUGCAGCCACCACCCUGAGAGCGGCAGGAUGUGAAUGGAGGUUGUCACAUUGUCCCUGAUUCUGCUGGCCCCCAUGUUAAUGUGGCUGCGCCCUCUGCGAGGGUCUGUCCCCCUCUCUGAGGUUUGGCUGUAGCUGAGCUCUGGAACAAUCCAUUUUGUAAAAAAAAAAAAAACAACACCAAAACCACUUUAUUUACAUAAAUUACAAAAAAAAAAAAAUCACACUUUUCACAGAAAAAAAUCUACUCUUAAAAACUUGGUUUGGCUCAAAUACCUGGGUCCUGUUGCUUGCCCUGAGCCUCCAACGUCACCCCCUGGGCUCUGCAGGGGCUGGGGUCAGUGGACUUUUGUCUGCCCCUGCCCUGUCUCCCACAAAGGGAUGAGAAGCGCCACACACAGGGAGGAUAGCGAUGGAGGGGCUUGGGCCCAGCCCAGCCACGCUCAGUGGCUCUCCUGGGGCCAAAACCGGGAGGAAGACAUGAAAUUAUAAAGCGCUGGAGGAAGGGUGAUGUGGUCCGAGGCUUGGAACAGGAGAUGAUGUG